AUGACAAUGGGAGUUAUGCUUGGUGUUUCUCCAGAAACUAUGAGACAUCUCAUUGUUAGUAUUCACCAAUUGAUUCAAAUGGAUUUAACGAACAAUGACAUAAGAAUUGGAGGUAUUGAUGCCAAUGGACAUCGAGUAGAAGGUGUUUGGGUUCAGGGGGGUAUUGAGAAAAUAGCAGAACGAAAAACAUUUUUGGUGACAGUUCCUCAGAGAGAUGCUGCAACUCUCCUUCAAGUGAUAAAGCAGUAUGUAAAGCCUAAUAGCAUUAUUCACACAGAUUGCUGGGCUGCAUAUGGGGGAUUGACAUCAGUGGUUGAUAUGAACUAUACUCAUAGAACAGUCAAUCACAAUGUUGAGUCUGUGGAACAGAAUAAAAAUGAACUGCAAUGCCAGAUUGCAAACAAAACAAAUGGUGCCAUGGAUGUUGAUGGAAUUCAUAUGGAGAAAAAAAUAUGA
Messenger RNA from Phycomyces blakesleeanus NRRL 1555(-), 456 nucleotides. RefSeq lists its product as hypothetical. The record is from RefSeq and is a predicted model, not a curated record. The coding region runs from base 1 to 456 and encodes 151 amino acids. The transcript has 4 exons. NCBI's taxonomy places the organism in Eukaryota, Fungi, Mucoromycota, Mucoromycetes, Mucorales, Phycomycetaceae.